AUGUCGGACUCUGAGGAGGAGAGCCAGGACCGGCAACUGAAAAUCGUCGUGUUGGGGGAUGGUACCUCCGGGAAGACAUCCUUAGCCACAUGUUUUGCUCAAGAAACGUUUGGGAAACAGUACAAACAAACUAUAGGACUGGAUUUCUUUUUGAGAAGGAUAACGUUGCCAGGAAACCUGAAUGUUACUCUUCAAGUCUGGGAUAUUGGAGGACAGACGAUAGGAGGCAAGAUGUUGGAUAAAUAUAUCUAUGGAGCACAGGGAAUCCUCUUGGUGUAUGAUAUUACAAAUUACCAAAGUUUUGAAAAUUUGGAAGAUUGGUAUUCGGUGGUGAAGAAAGUGAGCGAGGAGUCAGAAACACAGCCACUGGUUGCCUUGGUGGGCAAUAAAAUUGAUUUGGAGCACAUGCGGACAGUAAAACCUGAAAAACACUUGCGGUUUUGCCAGGAAAAUGGUCUUAGUAGCCACUUUGUCUCAGCCAAGACGGGAGAUUCUGUCUUCCUGUGUUUUCAGAAAGUUGCUGCUGAAAUCCUUGGAAUCAAAUUAAACAAAGCUGAAAUAGAACAGUCACAGAGGGUGGUGAAGGCCGAUAUUGUAAACUACAACCAGGAACCCAUGUCAAGAACUGUUAACCCUCCUCGGAGCUCCAUGUGUGCAGUCCAGUGA
Messenger RNA from Chrysochloris asiatica (Cape golden mole), 666 nucleotides. RefSeq names its product RAB28, member RAS oncogene family (gene RAB28). Gene Ontology annotation, cellular component: endosome; Golgi apparatus. Bases 1 to 666 code for a protein of 221 amino acids. Gene Ontology annotation, molecular function: GTP binding; GTPase activity. The transcript is spliced from 7 exons. The record is from RefSeq and is a predicted model, not a curated record. NCBI's taxonomy places the organism in Eukaryota, Metazoa, Chordata, Mammalia, Afrosoricida, Chrysochloridae.